GAUAUAAUGGAAGUACACGAAGCAAAGCGGUAAUAGUUGAUCGUAUAUGGAGCCUUCAACUAUAUAACAAAAUAAAAAAAUAUUCAGGAGGAAAGGUCAGCUGUAAACGACGCGUGUAUGCUGUGCUUCUUCUGUACAGUUGAAAUUGGACAAAAGUAUAAUAAGCCGUAGUCCUUUCUUAAUUUCCAACUUCCAUUCAGCCAUUCUGUUUAUCAUACGAAUCGCAUGGAAACUUGAUCUCAUGGAUCUCUCGUCUAAAAUGUAGAUAUAUACAAGUAUAGCCAAUGAAGAGAGAAUUCAAAGCGUUCUAGGAGGAAUCCAACUGCUCGGAGGACGAAGUAAAUUCACUACGAAACUCUUCCAAAGAUCAGGCCAGUGAUAUAGCUACUAUCUGAAGAGAGGAAAUGCAACAGAUGCCAUUGAUAAGCAACACCGUAAAAGGGGGAUCCACCAAGAAGGCAUAAACUACUAGCCUGCCGUCGCCGCCGCCGUGUACAACAUUUAGAAAUGUAAAAUUUGGCUUCGUGCACACCCACGCCAAACAGGACUCACUCUGAGGCUAACUUGCAACUGUAAUAUCGACAGAAGUUUAAAAGAACGCGCCGUGCCAGGGGACAGAAAAAAAAAUAGGGAUUUGUUAGAGGAAGAUACAUAGACAUCUUCACAAGUGUCCUUAGAACGUUGAGUGCACUCGUCGUCACGUGCAUACCAGCAAACUCUCGCGUUUCCUACUUUUGGUUAUGGAAUGAACCGAUGCCCGACUGAAUUUUUUAGCUGUCCGUGCUUCAGGUUCUACUACUGUCAAGCAUCAUCAUGACCCCGAUGAUGCGUCUGCUUCUGUCGACGUUGCUGCUGAUACUGUCCUCUUGCUCGAACCUUCUUUGUUCAGCGAACGGCGAUGGUGGACCUAAUAGCCCAAUCUUUAACCUGGACAAUACGGCACUGGAGAAAAAUCUAGCAGCCAUAUUUAAGUUAGUGGCACAUAGCUCAGCAACCACGAAACGCAGCGUGCCCGCCUACGAUGCCCAAGUCUCGGCCAGUACAACCCUGUCGACAGAACCGUCACCCCUGACGACUACGACCACAACGACGAGCCCGUCGAUACCCUCUGUCAGAUAUCCUUCUGUUCCUCGGGUGACCAUGUCGCCUGCCUUUCGCGAAUUGCCUUCGUAUGCUCCUCCUUCUCGCGCUCUCUUCACUCCUCCUCUACCACCGGAGUACCUUCAUCCGUUUGCAAAUAAGCCAACGCUGAGAGGAACCAACUCGGAUGUUCAUUCGGGUCUCAAGAGACCGGUACCGCCACCGAGCGGCACACCAGCUCACGAGAGGAUACCCAUUAGGCCUCCCGACCUUCAAGGCCCCUCUCAAGUGCCGGAAAGACACUCUCAUUCUAGAAAUAAGCCUUUAAAUACGCCCAGUAAGGAACAAAAUGUGGUAGAGUCUAGCGAGCUGGACAGAAGGAACAAUACCAACGAGUUCGUACCUACUUUGCAUUAUCCAAGCAUCUCCAGGAUACUGUCAGGAAGCAACGGGCGAAAACAGGAUAUUCCAGAGAUACUUUUGAAGCCUCUAGCCACGAAGAGUCCGCCACAGAAUGCGCCUGUAAUCCCGACCACCGAAAAGAUGACCACACUGUCUACCACAACGGCUAGAGCGUCCAGCACCCUAGAUUCUUCCAAGUCUGUUACACAACCAACGAUCUUCAAUCUACCAAAUACCAGGAGACAUGACGACGACGGUUACCAUGGACUCAGGAAUGAAAACGGCUUCAAGACGGAAAACAUCGAAAUCGUGGACACGGAAAGGCUACCGUACCCUCAGCCGCAACCUCCGGCUCCACCACCGAAGAGGCCCAACGAGGCCGGUGACCGUAUUGUGCCGCAGAUCGACACGUAUCCCCUCGAAUCCACUUGGCGAAUCGCUUGGUUCCUCCAUGUGUACGUGGUGGCAAUCAUGUUCACGUUAAUGGCCCUAUAUUCGAUCUACAAGAUUGUUCGUUUCAACGAAGCAACGAAUCUACUUACUCAGUCGUACUUCCUCACUGUUCAUCUGCUUCUUACGACUGUUUGUACCUUAAGGUGCUUUCACCUGUUUUACGACGCUUACAAUCUAGAACAUUCACUACCCGAGCCUUUGUCCCGGGUGCUCAUGUACCUACCAGCACCGUUGUUAUCCACAGCGUUCGCCACUUUGGUACUCUACCUGGCCCGUUGCUCGGAGGCUCCUUCGCUGAACAACAGGUUCCUGUCGCCAGCCGCACUCGUCCUAUCCUCGACCGUUCACAUAGUCCUUUGUGUCUCGCUGCAUGUGUCCACGCAUGUGCUCGGCUAUCAGGAUGAGGCGAAAAUACUACCAUUGAUCUGUCAGUGCAUCUACAUCAUCGUUUGCGUAACCCUUGGCCUAGGCUACAUGUACGUGUACCGUGUAGUGCGCUCACAAAUCCUUCUGACAAACAAUAAGACGGCAGGAACGAAUCAUAUAGUCGGUGCUGAUCCUACCACGAUGGCCUUGAGUACCGCCAUUACCACCAGUAUCGCUACUGCCCUCUUCUUUAUCCUUAUGGGAUUCGUUCAGCUGUAUGGCAUCUUCGGCAACGUCCAGGAACGACCGCAAUCGAAUCGAUGGCUAUGGUGGGGCUGGCAAUUCUUCGUUAGGCUACUAGAGCUAGCUGUAUGCGGUCUUCUCGCCUGGGUAGCUAGUCUAUCCCAGUACCCGUUGCGAGAGAAACAGCUGCAACAACAUCCGGUCCACUCUGGCUUCGCUCUGUUUCCAUGCGGUAGCUCGACCUCCACCGAGAAUAUGGACGAUGUGCUUUACCCCGCUAUCUGCAGCACCAACCAGGCGAUCCAGAAUUACACGAUGAGAACCGGGAAACAGGUUUACGACGAUAGCUUCCCGCUGAACACGCUGCCCGAACAUUUGAACAUAUCAGGUACUUUCGAGAGGCAUUCCAUUCGCAAGUCAGGCACCAUGGGCCAUUUCCCGCACGAAGGUCGCGGCUCGUUAAACCGGCACGGUAAUGGGAUACAAACUCUCAGGAACUCCGAAAGUCGUGGCAGGCACACACCGGUGCAACAGGGUGGUGGUGGCAGUGUCCACGAGCAAACACCGACCACAGGUUCGACGAUGUUAGUCGCCGAGGACGGGUUCGUCAGGUUCCGUAGUCUAGGAGCGGAAGAUGACGAAUUAUCUGACACGCCGAGUGUUGUGGGCACUCAUGGUAGAGGAAGCUCACUGGCCGGAAGUGUCAGAUUCAACACGAGACAUCCGACGCUGCAACAUCAGCACCCUCAUCAGCAUCAGCAUCAACACUCGCUACAGCAUCCACAUCAGAGUCAGCAUCAGGCUCACCACCAGUUGUAUAUCAACACGUAAAAGUCUGUUGUUCCAGGCGCUUCAGAUGAUAACUUCUUGUUCCCAUUGACACGAUUACGGUCAGAGGAGAUCGUCAACCAAGAUAUAAAAUGUUCCGUGGCUUCCUC
This is a messenger RNA of Eufriesea mexicana, 3482 nucleotides long. RefSeq lists its product as uncharacterized. The coding region runs from base 814 to 3375 and encodes 853 amino acids. Lineage: Eukaryota; Metazoa; Arthropoda; Insecta; Hymenoptera; Apidae. The record is from RefSeq and is a predicted model, not a curated record. The transcript is spliced from 3 exons.